This is a messenger RNA of Cololabis saira (Pacific saury), 913 nucleotides long. It is a transcript of the gene mrpl24, whose product is annotated as mitochondrial ribosomal protein L24. Bases 60 to 710 code for a protein of 216 amino acids. Gene Ontology annotation, molecular function: structural constituent of ribosome; RNA binding. The record is from RefSeq and is a predicted model, not a curated record. Gene Ontology annotation, cellular component: mitochondrion; ribosome. Lineage: Eukaryota; Metazoa; Chordata; Actinopteri; Beloniformes; Belonidae. The transcript is spliced from 6 exons. Gene Ontology annotation, biological process: translation.
UACUGCAGAGAUUCAACUCCUGUCCUGCUGCAUGUGACAUUGACAUCAAUCGAGGCGACAUGAGGCUCACGGCUCUGCUGUCCAUGGCAGCCCGGGUGGUGGUGCCCAAGGAUUACCGCUACGGCACCAACAGACCGUGGACCGUGGCGGCCAAGAGGCUGAACCCGCCGGGCAAGAAGCGGAGGAAGGUGUUCGUGGAGCCGCUGGAGCCGGAGGACUGGACGGUGCUGCGGGGAGACCUGGUUGAGAUUCUUGCAGGAAAGGACAAGGGUAAGCAGGGAAAGGUGAUCCAAGUGUUCAGACGCAGAAACUGGGUGAUCCUGGCGGGAUUGAACACGCAUUACAGGUAUAUUGGAAAAACAGGAGAUUAUCGUGGUACCUACAUUGCCAGUGAAGCUCCCCUUCUGCUUCGUGAUGUCACCCUCAUUGACCCCUCAGACAGGAAGCCCACUGAGAUUGAGUGGAGGUUCACGGAGGAGGGGGAGAGGGUGCGAGUGUCGGUCAGGACAGGCCGAAUUAUUCCAAAGCCUGUCGUAGAGCGGCGAGACGGCAUCGUGCCACAGCAGUGGAAAGAUGGGCCCAAAGACACAAGUCCUGAAGACGCUCUGGCAAAGACCUACGUUCCAUCUCUGAAAACCCUGGAGGAGGAGGUGAUGGAGAAACUGGGAAUCCAGGAGCCCAGGAGGCACCGGAGGUCGUACUGGUACUGAUCAGGAACGCUGGAGACAUUCAUGCUCGGCAUUGCUCUCAUGGGGACCUGAACGUGCAUCGUUGUUGUGGUGGCUGUCCAGCCUCCAACCUCUGCAUGGUGGUGAAAAGAGGAUUUUGAAUGGACUUAAAAGUACUGUUGCAACAUAUUAUUUGUAAACAUAAAAAUGUAAAUGUUGACUUGAAACAUAAAGAUUUGCUGAAA